Molecule: messenger RNA, 4215 nt
Organism: Ylistrum balloti
Lineage: Eukaryota; Metazoa; Mollusca; Bivalvia; Pectinida; Pectinidae
Product: kinesin-like protein KIF16B
Exons: 35
Coding region: 36-4019 (1327 amino acids)
Biological process (GO): microtubule-based movement
Molecular function (GO): microtubule binding; phosphatidylinositol binding; microtubule motor activity
Source: RefSeq, a predicted model, not a curated record
UUGUGUUUGGUUAACUUGUAAAUAUUUAGGGAAAGAUGACAUCCGUGAAGGUAGCUGUGCGGGUCAGGCCCUUGAACCAAAGGGAGAAGGACCUGGAGAGUAACUUUAUCAUUGCAAUGGAUAAGAAAAAAACUACCAUUGUAAAUAGAAAGGUGCCAGAAACCGGUGCUGAAGGUGACCACGCUAGGGAGAAUAUGCGAUUGAAAGAAUUCACAUUUGACCAUUCUUUCUGGUCAGUUCUUCGGUCAGACUCUAAUUAUGCAUCACAGGAGGAGGUGUUUAAGUGUCUCGGCCUGGAUGUAGUGGCAUCUGCCUACGAUGGCUACAAUGCUUGUGUGUUUGCUUAUGGACAGACAGGAUCAGGGAAGAGUUACUCCAUGAUGGGCAGCCACGAUGAUCCUGGAUUAAUCCCUAGAAUCUGUCGGGAGCUGUUUUCACGGAUGACUGAUGAAGAUACCAGUUUUAAAGCUGAAGUUAGUUACUUGGAAAUUUACAACGAAAAAGUGAGAGAUCUAUUGAAGCAGUCAUCUGCAAACAAACCAAUGCAUAGUCUUCGUGUGCGAGAACAUCCCAAACUUGGUCCCUAUGUACAAGAUUUAUCAAAGCACACAGUCAGUGAUUAUGAUGAUAUUAAAGGACUCAUGGACAGAGGGAAUUCCAUCAGAACAACAGCUGCCACAAACAUGAAUGAUACAAGCAGUAGAUCCCAUGCCAUCUUCACCAUUGUGUUCACUCAGGCCAAGUUCAAUAAUGAUGUCCCUUGUGAGAUGAGUAGUAAAAUACAUCUGGUAGACCUGGCAGGGAGUGAGCGAGCGGAUUCCUCAGGGGCAACAGGUCAGAGGUUAAAAGAAGGUGCCAGUAUCAACAAAUCGCUGGUCACUCUGGGGUCAGUCAUCAGUGUCCUUGCUGAGAUGUCAGGAAGUAAGUCUGGGAAGACAUUUUUCAUUCCAUAUCGAGAUUCUGUCCUGACAUGGCUCCUGAAGGACAGCUUGGGAGGAAACUCUCGAACCAUCAUGGUAGCCACAAUAUCGCCAGCUGAUGUGAAUUAUGCAGAAACACUGAGUACAUUGCGGUAUGCCAACCGAGCCAAAAAUAUUAUCAACAGGCCAACUGUGAAUGAGGAUCCAAACGUCAAACUGAUCCGAGAUCUGCGAGAUGAAAUCAACAGACUGAAGGCUUUGCUAGGUGGCAAUAUUGACAACAUAUCUACUCCAAAAGUCCAAGAAAAAUUACAUGAAAACGAAGCAAGGGUCAAAGUAUUGACAGAAGAAUGGGCAGGAAAAUGGAAUGAGGCUCAACAUAUUUUACAGGACCAGACAUUAGCUUUACGUAAGGAGGGCCUUGGUGUGGUGUUGGACUCCACAUUGCCCCAUCUGAUUGGUAUAGACGAUGAUAUCCUCAGUACUGGGAUAAUGUUAUACCAUCUUAAGGAGGGCAGUACAAUUGUGGGACGGCCAGACUCGGAGGAAAUGCCAGAUAUUGAGAUUGCUGGGAUAGAUGUAGAAGAAAACCAUUGUGAGAUUGUCCAUCGAAAUGGGGAAGUAACUCUAUACCCAAUGCAGGGGGCUAUGUGCUCUGUCAACGGAACUGUUGUUACUGAUCCAAUCAAACUAACUCAAGGAGCUGUGAUUUUGCUGGGCAGAACAAACAUGUUUAGGUUUAAUCACCCGGCUGAAGCUGCCAAGAUGAAACAAGAGCUCCGCAGUUGUGGGCUGAGUUUGUCGAGGACGUCCCUGCUUGGUCACUCCAUGACAGAUCUGUAUAAAUCUUCUGAGAACCUCUCCCUUCUGGCUGCUGGAUUCGAGUUAGAACAGAAUAACAGAGAUGAUUUAGCCAAGCUUGACGACAAAAGAGUACAGAUUAACGCGAUGGAAAAGAGGCACAAGAAAGCAGAUCAAGAUCGGGACGAGGCCCAGGAUAAUCUGGAAAAAUUUGUUCAAGAGAAAGAAGAAAGGCUUUUAAUGAUCCAGGAACAAUUUGAGGAGGAAAUAAGUAUUGGAGAAAAAUUGAAGAUAUUGGAGGAAAAAGAAAUUAUGAUUACUCAGCAAGCAGCAGCAACAACACAGAAUCUAGAACAGGAAAGUGAGAAAGUUAAAAGACAACAUGAGGAGCAGAAAUCACAACUCCAGGUCCUGGUUGGUAGACAGGCACAACAAGAGAAGUUAAAGGCUGACACAGAGGUUGAGGUCACAGUCAAGGUCAAGGAUCUCAUGGGUCAAAAGUCACAAGUUGAACAGAAGUUGAAUGCUGAUGUGAAUGAACUGAACGGCUUGCAAUCUGAUUUCGAAAUCCGCAAAAAAAAAAUAUUGGACAACAAUGAAGACGUAAAAUCAGAAAUUCUGUCGCUUGAACAUGACAAAAGCAAAUUUCUUACUCAGUGGGAGAAAGAAAAGGAGGCCAUGACAGAUACUUGGCAUCCAUCUUUAGAAGCAAUUGCAGUCAAGAACAAUAGGAUAGAAGAAGCAUGGAAGGAUUUGUUAGAGCUUGAGAAUAAGCAUGAAUUAAAGGCACAAAGUCAGCGGAACAUGAGUAAUGAAGAAAGAGAGAAAUUCGAGGAUGAAAAACAUGAAUUAGAAAUGGCCAGAACUCUUUUGAAAGAGGAGGAAGAAAGAGUCACUCGUGAGGAGAAAGAGAUAGUAGAUGUUAUAGAAAAGGAAAUGGAUAAAAUGGAACGGAUGAAAAGUGAGAGACUUCAAGAAAUUGAAAUUAAGAAACAUAAUUUAAUACUUGACUCUGAUGAAGAUUUAAAGACAAUGAUUGAAAGAAUCUCAGAAAAAGAAAAAGUUGUGACCAGGACACGUGACACUGUGAAUGAGAUUGACAAGGAAUUAGUGUGCUGUGAUAACAUGCUAAGUGAUGUUGUAGACUCUACUACACGGGAACUGGAGGAGCUAGGUCAGAGACGAGAGGCGCUCACCGCCAACAUGAUGGACGAAGAUGCAGUCAGUAACACACUGACUGAGAUCAGUAACAAGGUCAUAGAGGUGGAGACAAAGUAUAAAAAGGAACUGAAGACGAUACAAUCAGAAAGAGAAAGAUUGCUGAUGAAUAAAGAAGCUGCAGCAUUGUGUGAAGCAGAAGAAAAUGGCUGGGAAAGACUGUCAGAAGAUGCCAGACUGGAGAGGAAGAUAAAAGAGAUAGAAACAUUGAAGAAAGAGGUAGAAUCUGCAAAAGCAGAUUUGGAUGAAAAACAGCGUCGGUUUGAGGAGGAGCGGAAUGCUGAAAUGGAUAAGAUUGAAUAUGAGGUACUCAAACUGCAGGAGAUGGAGAGACAAGAGAGAAUAAAUGCCUUGGUUGAGCAAGAGGUGAAGAGAAGAAUGUUUGAGGAAAAAGUAGAGCGAGAGAACAGAAGGAAAAUGGAACGAAAGAAAGAACAGGAAGACCGAGCAGAAGAGAUACAGAAGAUAAAGGAACAACACAACCGCGAAGUUCGCCAGCUGAAGGCUAAGCUAGAGAAAAUCAGUAACGGGAAACCUGCAAAGUCAGUAAUGUCCAGCAAGUCUAACCCUUACGCCACAGUAAUGUCGUCUGAUACAGGGAAGGAUGGCACUGUAUCACCUCAUUGUCACAGUAUUGAUACCAGGAGUAGUAGUCUAACAGUCUCUGGUGACCUUAACCUUCUCAAGGUCACCAUUCCAUCAUACCGUCUCCAAGGUUACGGAUCCGACCAUCAUUAUGAAUAUGAAGUGAAGGUGAUAAUUGGAGAUGAUUCCUGGACAAUUUAUCGCAGAUACAGCAGAUUUAGACAGUUACACCAAGACUGGAAACGAAAAAUUCCUGAGGUUAACUCACUGGUGUUUCCUCCGAAGAAACUCUUCAGUAGAUCUGAGAAGGUGGUGGCAGAGAGACAGAAACAGUUAGAGUUGUACAUGCAGAACUUCCUGUCUAUCUGCCAGAGGACGCCAUCUUGUUCCCUACAUUCCUCCAAUAACAAAUAUCUCACCAAACAAGUCUUGUGUGAAUUUGAAACAUUUUUCAAACGUGGGUUGUUUGAAGUGUCAAAACAUGGUGCCACAUGAUAAGUCAACUUCAUCCAAGGAUUUUUCUACUCUGUCAUUUAAAUAUAAGAGAAUUCACCAGUUGCUUUGAUCUUUGCUAGAUUCUUGCUGAAUUUUUGCUGUGUGUGACAUAUAUUUUAUUGCUUUUGCAUCACACAUCAUUCCAAGCAAUUGCUGAAUGAACGGUUUCAGAUGCUGUUUUAUCACUUUAAAAUGC